Molecule: messenger RNA, 6272 nt
Organism: Falco peregrinus (peregrine falcon)
Lineage: Eukaryota; Metazoa; Chordata; Aves; Falconiformes; Falconidae
Gene: MTMR10
Product: myotubularin related protein 10
Exons: 16
Coding region: 387-2693 (768 amino acids)
Source: RefSeq, a predicted model, not a curated record
GCCCCUCGCUCGGCCCAACAUGGCCGCCCCGGCACGGCCCGCCUCAGCUCGCCGCCCGCCCGGGCCGCCCGCCCGUCGCCGGCGGUAGAGAGCCGCUGUGCCGGCAGGCGGCCGCCCCCGCGGGGAGGCGGAGGGAGCCGCCGGGGGCUCCAUGAGGGCUGGCGGCGGCCGCGGGCCGGGCCUGCCCAGGCGGCUGACUCCUCCCUUGGGGAAGGAGGGUGCGCUGGGGCCGCCCCCGCCGCCGCCCGCCGGGGCCGCCGCCGUGUGACUGGGAGCGCAGCCCCGAGCGGCUGCGGGGCGCCGGGCCUGAACCGGCGGGCGUCGGCACCCUGCCCCCGCGGGACGGGGCCUCCCGGGCCCGGCCCGGCCCGCCGCCGGCCGCCGCGAUGUUCUCCCUCAGGCAGCCCAAACCCACCUUCAAGUCCUACCUUCUGCCGCAGGCUGAAGACCAUAUAGCGUCAGAACCAAGGAUUAAAAAACUGGAACCGGUACUUUUGCCAGGUGAAAUUGUGGUCAAUGAAGUAAAUUUUGUAAGAAAAUGCAUGGCAACAGAUACAAGUCAAUAUGACCUGUGGGGCAAACUGGUUUGCACUAACUUCAAGAUUUCCUUUAUUACGGAUGACCCAAUGCCACUACAGAAAUUCCAUUACAAAAACCUCCUCCUUGGUGAGCAUGAUGUCCCGCUAACAUGCAUUGAGCAGAUAGUCACAGUGAAUGACACCAAGAGGAAGCAGAAGGUCCUUGGUCCCAACCAAAAGCUUAAAUUUAAUCCAACUGAAUUAAUAAUUUAUUGCAAAGACUUCCGUAUUGUCAGAUUUCGUUUUGAUGAAGCAGGUCCUGAAAGUGCAAAAAAGGUGUGCCUUGCAAUAGCUCAUUACUCUCAGCCAACGGAUCUUCAGCUUCUCUUUGCAUUUGAGUAUGUUGGGGAGAUAUAUCAUAAUCCAGCAAAGAAGGUGAAUGGAAUAGACCCAGGAGGUGGUGGUGGUGGCAUCGGCAGUGCCAGUGGUCAGCAGACACCUUUGUUCGAAACUUACUCUGAUUGGGAUAGAGAAAUCAAAAGGACAGGUGCCUCAGAGUGGAGAGUUUGUUCAGUCAAUGAAGGUUAUAUGAUAUCUACUUGCCUUCCAGAAUAUUUUGUGGUUCCAUCUUCCUUAGCAGAUCAAGACCUUAAGCUGUACUCCUACUCAUUCAUUGGGAGACGCAUGCCAUUAUGGUCCUGGAAUCAUCCUAACGGGAGUGCCCUUGUAAGAAUGGCCAAUAUUAAAGAUGUAUUGCAACAAAGAAGAAUUGAUCAGAGGAUUUGCAAUGCAAUAACUCGAAGCCAUCCCCUGAGAAGUGAUGUUUACAAAUCUGAUCUGGACAAGUGUCUCCCCAACAUCCAGGAGAUCCAGGCUGCACAUAUCAAACUCAAACAGCUGUGUGUUAAUGAGCCUUUUGAGGAAACUGAAGAGAAGUGGCUGUCCUCACUGGAAAAUACUCACUGGUUAGAGUACGUAAGAUCAUUUCUUAAGCAUUCUGCUGAGCUUGUCUAUAUGAUGGAGUGUAAGCAUGUUUCUGUAGUUCUACAAGAGGAAGAGGGACGGGACCUGAGCUGUCUUGCUGCUUCUCUCAUUCAAGUCAUGCUGGAUCCCUAUUUUCGAACAAUUGUUGGAUUUCAAAGCUUAAUACAGAAGGAAUGGGUCAUGGCAGGAUAUCAGUUUUUAGACAGGUGUAACCACUUAAAGAGAUCCGACAAAGAGUCUCCCUUGUUCUUGAUGUUUCUUGACUGUGUUUGGCAGCUGCUAGAACAAUACCCAGCAGCCUUUGAGUUUUCUGAAGUGUACUUGACCAUCUUGUACGACAGUGCACGCAUCUCACUCUUUGGCACUUUCCUUUUCAAUUGUCCUCACCAGCGAGUAAAGGAAAGCACUGAAUUUGCCAUAAGCAAAAAUAUUCAGCUGGGUGAUGAGAAAGGCCUCAAAUUCCCUUGUGUUUGGGACUGGGCUCUUCAGUUCACGAGCAGGGAUCGCCUGCUCUUCCACAACCCCUUGUACAUCGGCAAGAGUGCACCAUGUGUACAAAACGGAGCAGUGAAGACUUUCAAACGCUCAAAGAAAAACUACAGCUCCACACUGCGAGGUAUGCCCCCAGCCUUAAAAAACGGAGUCAUCAGUGAGCAAGAGUUCCUUCCGAGAAGAAACUCUCUGAUACUAAAACUGAAACCGGACUUUUUACAGCAAACGGAGAGUCAGAGUAACAGCAUGGAGCAGUACUUCAGGGACUGGUUUGCAAAGCCUGCUGAUCUGCACGGCGUGAUUCUACCCCGCGUCUCUGGAAUGCAGAUAAAACUGUGGAAACUGUGCUACUUCCGCUGGGUCCCCGAAGCCCAGAUUAAUCACGGUGGCUUCAUCACGGCUUUCCAUAAAGUUUCUUUGCUGGCAGAUGAAGUAGACAUGUUAAACAGGAAUCUUCGGCAGUACAAGAGCAACUCUUCUCUGCAAGGCAGCUGCUCGGAACUGGAUCAAAGCAGGAUGUACUUCAGAGCAAACAGUUUAAAUGACACCUCUGGGGUCCCAGACUUUCUCUCCUCCUCAUUCCCAUUUUCUCCUGUAGGAAACCUAUGCAGACGGAGCAUUCUGGGAACACCUUUAAGCAAAUUUCUAAGUGGUGCCAAGAUCUGGCUAUCCACCGAGACACUUGCAAACGAAGACUAAGAUGAUGCGAUGGUUUGAAGGUUUGGGGAAAUUACAGCAUAUCAUUUUGUCUUUCUAAGUUAACACUGCUAAAUGCGGCAUUGAAAGCUGUAAUAAUUUUUAUAUACAAACAUUAUGUAAGUUUUGCACAAAUAUUUAAAAGCAGAGCAAGUCAUGCUUCAAAUCGCACAAUUUUGUCUUCAGUAGUUCUCAUCUGCUAGGGCUUCUGGUCCCUAACACCUCUGUUUUUGUGGUUUGGCUCAUUAUAUGCGAUGGAGCAUUUCAGUAGCGAAUUGAAAGGCUUGGUGUGCUUGUUGGUGAGGGCUCUGCUUGAAAUAAUUCCUUUUUUCCCAGGUAGUGACUGAAGUGACUCCUGUGUCAAAACAGCUUGGCAGAUCAGCGUGGUUAGGGGCAGUGGGCACAGGCUGACAGCCGAGACCUGGGGACAAACCGUUCUCUCAGACUGCCUCUUCAGGAACAAUACUGAUUUGCAUACUUACAUACAUAACAUACUCAUGUUCUGUGACUCGGUCACCCUACGUAUGUGUUCACGCAGUGUGUAUCCAUGGGGAAGGGUCCUUCCCUUUUCUGUCUCUCCCCAAAAUCUAUUCAUUCACAAUUAGCCAGAUUUGUGCUCUUUCUCAUGAGCUUGACUUCAUAGGCUAUAGGAAUCAACUUCAGGACAAUGCACUGUUAACCUUAAAACAUUUACUGUAGAUACGGUGUUGUAGUGGCUUUAGAAGUGCCUUUAACUGGGAGGAAGCAGUAGCAAGAUUACUCUAAUGCAGCUGACACCCGCCCCCUCCUUACGGCAGACUGGUAGGGUAAGGUCUUGUUCCAGCUCCUGCCUCCCCCUCUCCAUUCCUGGAAAUAACAGGGCCAGCUCCAGAGACAGCAGGUUUUUUUCUCCUCUUUAAGGAGAAGCUCGUUGGAGGUGCCUUCUUUUUACAUACGUGCAUGUCUAUACAGGCAGUGCCCGAGGGAAUGAAAUCCAGCAGCUUCCCCUUGGCUCUAAAACCUCUUAAAUCUCCCUCCCCUGGAUGCUGUGCAAGAAGCCUCAGGUGUCACAGGGAGGAGAGCAAGGGAGCGGAGUCUACGCGGAGAGUGAAGGAACAGCAAGGUGUCAUCCUCACGGGGGAAGGCUGGCUCUUCACAGCGAGGCUGUAUUUUAUAUUUACCGAUUUCUGUGUAAAACACCAAUGCUAUUGAACCGAUCCAGGUGUUGACUCACAAGUUAAGGCACCAGAGGCUUUGUGCGAUACUCCAAAAGCUGUUAUCGGGGGACGGGGGGAAGCAGCCUUGCGAUGGUAACACACAGGGUGGUGGAGUUGAAAGGCGGGGAGGGACAGGGGCUGGAGCUUGUCGGUUGUUUGUAAAGCCAAGCUGGCCUUCAGCACAGCCUAAAACCCACGAAAACGUGGGGUUCAGAUGUCUUAAGAGUGCUUGUGUAAUUUAUUGUAGAGAAUAUGCACCUGGAGUGGCCUUACAGGUGCGAGCUGUGUGCGCCCCCCCGGCUGGCAGGGCUGUGACCCACAAGGCUGCUGGGGCGCGGGGUGCUGCCCCCCCGGUGCUGGGCUGGGGGGUUCGUGGUGAGCUGAUGGGAGGGGGGGUAGGCUUAACUGUUUUUAACUAACCAAACCCCCAAACCCCUGUUUUUUUAUGCAAAGAAGCUGAGUGUGUGUGUGUGUGUGUGUGCAUACGUGUGUGUCUGCGUGCAGACGCGCACACGCGUGUUGUGACGUGACGCCAGAUCGGGUCUGGCCAACUGUUUGUGAGGAAAAAACGUGUGUUCACCUCAAUUGCCUAAUUAUGCUGCAAGGUGGUCUGAGCAUGUUAAAUGGUCCACAAACUAGUUGUGUUUAUUUACAAGCUUUGCUGGAGCAGUCAUCUAACUUGUUCAAUUCAUUAUUCAAAUGUUUGUAUUAGUUUGCUUUUGUGAUUUUUUUUAUUUUUUUUUCCCCCAUUAGCUUACUGCUUUCCUUGGCCUGAUACUUGACAUAAAAGACCUCAACCUGUGUGCUUAGUGUCUUUUGGUACCGAUUUUUUAUCUUUUCAAAAUCAGUUAAAACUAUGGUGUCUUUUUUUUUUCCUUCUUUUUUCCUUAGAAAUAUAACUUUAUUGGUUUAAAGGUACCAAAAACAUGUAAAUAAAUUACUCCACACAAGCAGCUGGUGGAAUAAUAAUAAUAAAAAAAAAGUUAAUGUUUAGGCUAGUACCCUUUGGGGGGGGGGAGGGGAAUGGGUACUAUAUUUAAACAGGACUGUCUUUUAUAAGGAGAUUUCAGACAUUUUUACAUUUCAGCUCUAAGAUGUAUACAGAUGCUGCAGAUGGUCUUUGUACUUUAUAUAUAUAGCAUGGGAGGGGGUUAAAAAUAAUAUGCCUUUAUAAUAAACAAAACCUGUCUAAAUAUCUAUUUGCCAAACAGACUUAAAAAGAGAUGUUGCGCAGUUGCGAGGGGGAGCUGGGCAGGCAGGGGCUGGGAUGGUGACAGCCAGCACCUCCUGCGUGCAGGGCGGCGAGCCGGGCCCCCCCCCCAGCCUGGCCUUCGGAGCAGGCUGGUCCGCCGCGCUGGGGCUGUGUACGGUGUUUCUUCCUCUUAAGUUCAACAUCUUUUGACUUUGUAAUUUACUUUUGAAAGACAGGUACUAAACGUUAAUUCUCCACUCUGCACAGUUGCCUUACCGGUGGUCAGCAGGGACUGCUCCAAACGUCUUUAAUAACUUUCAAAAGCAAUUUUGGGGUGUGAGUACCUAUCUUUACCUUCUCUGUACAGAAUACUGACAUACAGGUGUGUAUAUAUAUAUAUAUAUAUAUAUGUACACAUUUCUGCUCACCAUUUAAAACGAGAUACUGUUAAUGCCAUUUUGGUGUUGCAAGAGUAAAAAAAAACUACCAUGAAACUUAUCUUUUUUUGUCUGUUUCUAGAAAACGUGCACUAUUUUGGCUGUUACUGGCUGUUAAAUCAUGAUUUUUGUACUACACUGUAAACCAUGCGGAGGGAAAUAGGAAACGCUGGUUGAUAGGGUUAAAGCGUUCCUCCAGUGUCGUUAAUUACUGCGAGGCAGAGCUUACUGUAGACUUGGUGAUCAUGGCAGUACUUCAUUCCCCACUUACUGCCACGGAUCAAAGACGUUUCUUUCAUUCCAGAAGUGCGUUGAGAAGUGUGUGUUGGUGUGUAUACCCAGGCCUGCACAUGUGUCUCACGUGCACCUGCCUGCAAUACCACUUUGAUAUUAACUGCCUUGUAUUUUUAAUGAAAAUGUAGCAAGUGGGGCAAAGGUUUUGGCUUACUCUCAGAUGGAAAGACAUUAAAACCAAAAAAAAUUUCUAACGUGUACUUAAGCAAAGGAUGAAAUCUUAAAUUUGCCUCUAAAGUAAGAGAGAGAAAUCUGUACCUCAAAUUGCUGUAGGCAGGUGGUUCCUAAUGCUGUUGCUGUGAUGGUUUAGAGUUUGCUAUUUCAACUGAAACUAAAACCUUUGUGCCUGAUAAUGAUUUAUUGAGUAAAGUAGCAGUGCCAGGAAGAUUAUAAAAUCCUGAUGCUGAGUUGUGAAUGUGAAGUAAAUUAGACUAAAUAAAAGUUCAUACCUUUCCACAGCGAA